Molecule: messenger RNA, 5528 nt
Organism: Scleropages formosus (Asian bonytongue)
Lineage: Eukaryota; Metazoa; Chordata; Actinopteri; Osteoglossiformes; Osteoglossidae
Product: MHC class II regulatory factor RFX1-like
Exons: 18
Coding region: 144-2792 (882 amino acids)
Biological process (GO): regulation of transcription by RNA polymerase II
Cellular component (GO): nucleus
Molecular function (GO): RNA polymerase II cis-regulatory region sequence-specific DNA binding; DNA-binding transcription factor activity, RNA polymerase II-specific
Source: RefSeq, a predicted model, not a curated record
CCCCGGUGAGGACGAAGCGCCAUAGCCACGGUAGUCCUGGCGACAAGAACCCAGCAACGAGAAUCAACAACAACAUCCCUGUACUUAAAAAAUAAAUAGAAAAAAAGAGCGGGUGAAAAUUCAAGGAAAUUAGAGCUGCUGUGAUGGCAACUCCAGGUUAUGCAGGGGAACUUCAACAAACCUCACAGCCUCAGGGCCGCACAGGGGCUGUGGCCCCUGGACCAUCUUCCGGCCCUCCCUCCGCUACCCUCUCUGCUCCACCCCAGUUUCUCGCCGACCUGCAGACCACCGGCGCCGCACCUGCCGCAACGCCAGGUGGACAGAGCACGCCCCCUGCCUCAGCCCCUCCCUCAGCUGCACAGAAGACUGUGGUUGCUGCCCCCGCACAGCCCCCUCCCGCUCAAACGCAGUACGUAACUGCGGAGAUCCAGAGCUCCCCCACGCAGUCCAGUAACGGGCAGACCACUGCACAGUACAUCGUGGUCACCGUCACAGAAGGCUCCCUGCACUCCAACGACUCGGUGUCCGACGCCAGCCCCCCACCGGCAGCGGUCCAGACGGGUGUUCCCACACAGGUGGUGCAGCAGGUGCAGCGGUCAGUGGUGCAAACAGGCCCGCCGGCCACAAAGACUGGAUCGAAUGCCCAGCUGACAGUUACUAGCCUUCAGCCAGUGCACCUGACUCAGGAGCAGCAGCUCCAGCAAGUGCCGGUGCAGCAUGUCUACACCAGCCAGGUGCAGUACGUGGAAGGGGGUGACGCCAGCUACGCCACGAGCACCAUACGCUCCGGCAGCUACCCCUACUCGGAAAGCCCUCUCUACAGCCAGACUGCAGCCACGCCUUACUAUGAGGCCCCGCCUGCCUCAGGGUCACAGGUCACCACCCCCGUGACCUCUCAGACGGUGUCGGUGACGGCAGGCGCGGGCACCGUGUCCAUGUUCGUGUCGGGGGCGGGGCAGAUCGUAGCCGACGCCACUCCGGGCACAGGGGGAGGGGCCACGGUGGCAGCCGGCGGCACGUCCGGCGGCGCCGGGGCGGCCGGCGAGGGCAGUGACGGCGGGGGCAGCUACGUCAUCCAGGGUGGGUACAUGCUGGGCAGCAGCAGCAGCAGCAGCAGCAACAGCAACAGCCAGAACUACUCACACAACGCGCGCGCCUCACCUGCCACUGUGCAGUGGCUGCUGGACAACUACGAGACGGCGGAGGGCGUGAGCCUGCCCCGCUCCACGCUCUACUGCCACUACCUUCUGCACUGCCAGGAGCAGAAACUGGAGCCCGUGAACGCCGCCUCCUUCGGCAAGCUCAUCCGCUCCGUCUUCAUGGGCCUGCGAACGCGCCGGCUCGGCACACGGGGGAACUCCAAAUACCAUUACUAUGGGCUGCGCAUCAAGGCGAGCUCCCCUCUUCUCCGGCUCGUGGAGGACCAGCAGCACCUGGCCAUGCGGCAGCAGCCCUUCUCGCAGAAGCAGAGGAUGAAGCCGGUGCAGAAGAUGGAGGGAGUGACCAAUGGGGUGGCCCUGGGAGCUGGGCAGCAGCAAGCGGCUGGAGCCUCUGACAUCAGUGCCCAGGUGCAGCAGUACCAGCAGUUCCUGGAUGCUGGCCGAGUCCUGCCCGAGUUUGCAGAGAUUGACCUCCAGGGCAAAGCCCUGCCUGAGGGGAUAGAGCUGGAGCAGAUCAAGAGCUUUCAGCUGCUGUACCGGGAACACUGUGAGGCCAUCCUGGACGUGAUGGUUAACCUGCAGUUCACCCUGGUGGAGACUCUGUGGAAGACCUUCUGGAGGUUCAGCGAGAGCCCAGCCAACGAGGCGGGUACACUCUCUGUUCACGACGAGUCCGAGAAGCGGCUGCCCAAAGCGUGCCUGGUGCUGCUCUGCAAAUACGAGCCGGUGCUGCAUUGGAGCCGCCAGUGCGACAACACGCUGUACCAGAGCCUGGUGGAGAUCCUCAUUCCCGACGUGUUGCGGCCCAUCCCCAGUGCCUUAACGCAAGCCAUCCGCAACUUCGCCAAGAGCCUGGAGAGCUGGCUCACCAACGCCAUGAUGAACAUCCCAGAGGAAAUGGUUCGCAUCAAGGUCACAUCAGCAAGUGCGUUUGCACAGACACUGCGCAGGUACACCUCCCUUAACCACCUGGCUCAGGCGGCCCGCGCAGUCCUGCAGAAUACAGCGCAGAUAAACCAGAUGCUCAGCGACCUCAACCGAGUGGACUUUGCCAAUGUGCAGGAGCAGGCCUCGUGGGUAUGCCGCUGUGAGGACCGUGUGGUGCAGCGGCUGGAGCAGGACUUCAAGCUCACGCUGCAGCAACAGAACUCUCUAGAGCAGUGGGCAGCCUGGCUGGAUGGCGUGGUGUCCCAAGUCCUGAAGCCCUACCAGACCAGCCCUGCCUUCCCCAAGGCGGCCAAGCUGUUCCUGCUCAAGUGGUCCUUCUACAGCUCCAUGGUGAUUCGUGACCUGACCCUGCGCAGUGCCGCCAGUUUUGGCUCCUUCCACCUAAUCCGCCUGCUCUACGAUGAGUACAUGUACUACCUGAUAGAGCACCGGGUGGCCCACGCCAAGGGGGAGACACCCAUCGCCGUCAUGGGAGAGUUUGCCAGUCUGAGUAGGAACCUGAGCACACUGGACCCAGACAAAGAGGAAGAAGAUGAGGAAGAGGAGGAGAGCGAGGACGAGUGUCAGGAGCUGUCGCUCUCCGCGGAUUCGGCCGGCCCGGAGGUGGAGCCGCUGGAGCCGCCCACCAAGCUGGCCCGCACGGACCAGAGGGUGCUCUUCAGCACCGGCCACGCAGACAACUGAUCCCCGCGUACACGCAAACAAACGGUAACAUUUAUGCGGCCAAACGUAGCCCUGCCAGAACGCGCAGACCGGUCCUCUGACAGACGGCAGUAGUAAGGUAGCCAAGCAACGAAUGGGUGUGUUGUUAUAUUAAUGUCAACGUUGAUGCUCAGUUGGUGGAUGGAGACGCCUACCGAAGCGGCCUGCACAAAGCUAGAGCUGCAGAUACACCCCCACCCGGAAUGCAGGUGGGUUCCACUCUCCGAGUCUCCCCUGGCUCUUCUUCAGUGCUCCUGUCAGAGCCCUUUUUAUAGAGCUUGGACUGCUCUACCUGUCAAUCAGCAAAGCGUGAGUCAAAACUGGUCUGUAGCUGUGUAGCGUCCCAUCUUUCCUCACCCACCAAUUCUUUAUCCACUCAUCUCUCGGUUAUGUGUUAGAGGGAAGCUGGUGUGAAUUUUGACAUAAAGGUUAGGUCCUGAAGCGUAAAGUCCAUAAAGUCCUGAAGCGUGGUCCUGCCCCUGAAGACAUGGCCACCCGCUGGACUGGGUGUGGAUGUGUAGUUUACAAGAGUGCGGUGCUCUGUGUCUCGAUAUACGUGCAUUGGGAGUGCUGCUCACGUGCUGUGCUGCUGUGUCUGUGCUCAAGGGUUCGAGUAAAGAUGCUAUCCGUGCCUACUGUGCAGUAUUUCUGAUGGGUUUUUCGGUAGUUCGAUAACCUGCCUUUUAGUGUUGUUUCACUAUGGUGUAGUGGGCGGCGGAUGGAGGGGCGGUUAGAGCCUUGCCCUUUAAAUCGGACGGUUCCCGUUUCAAAUCUCUCUUCUGCUGUGGUACGCUAAAGCAAGUUAUUUACCUUGAAUCAAUACAGUGAAAUUACCGUCCUAUGUAAAAUGGUAAACUGUUGUAAAGUUGUCUAACGUUGCAAGUCACCUUGGACUGAGUUAUCGACUAAGGUUAAUGACAAUUUCAAAUCAUUUUUCACAAAAUUACUGCUGAAGUACAUGUUAAAUUAUGGUAUUUGUUCCUCAUUUUUAGAUUUAAGCUGCAUAAUGAAAAGAUCAGAUUCACUUUUUGGAUGUGUAGGACACCUCAGAAGGUGCUGAGCGGGUGCGUGCUCAUUUCUGGGGCACUCGUUCACACGCGGGCUGUGUUCCCAAAGCGUCUCCUCACACCGUCCAGGACGAGGUGUCCCGUGCUAGUCAGAGCGCCUCCCCGCUUCCGAGCUCACCCAUUUGGUUUUCAUGGGUUUCCCUUUUUAACCUUUGUCCAAAACACAGCCUGGUGUUCCACUGUACAAUUCCGAUGCAGUAUCCCCCUUGCUGUACCUGACCUGUCAGUGACUGACAUGAUUUCUGUGCCAUGAUCCUCCUUGACUUUGCUGUUUUUGAUAUUAGCUCCUUCAGUCAUCCUGUGAAAAAGAGAACGGUUGCUCAUGAAGGGGAAGUCGAGUGUACCGUUUGACCGAAAUCGUUCUGCUUUCGUCUGUGUACUUGAUUGCCUCCACAUUACCUUGGGUUCUUCUCAGCAACUAAAACCGAAAGCAAGCCUGCCCUUUUGCCGAGCCUGACUCAAGUUUACCCUGUCAGCGAUCCAGGUUCCUCUUCAAACUUUGAGCAGGCAGCGAUUGUCAGAGGUUGCUCUUCAAAGAAUAAAUACUAUCCUUGAGUCAGAAGAUGGCCCCUUAGCCCCAGUGACUCAGAGUGAGGUAAAAAGCACCUUCAGGUUUCUUGCACCUGCCUGAAGCCGUCAGCGCUUUUUUUCAUCCACUGGAAGCACUUGGUGAAAGACGAGACUGCCAUCUCCCCAGGGUGAUGCAUAGCAGCAGUGGGCGCUUCGGUGACAUCUUUCUGCCUUUUCUGUCACUGCCUUGUCAGUGUCCUUUGUAAUCUCACUAAGAGUAAUAAUGCAAACAAAUAAUGAAUCAACCAUCUCCCUCCUCCUUGGAUGCAACAUAAUGGCUCACCGACAUCAAUGUGGAUCAGUUCUUGUUGCCAAAAUCAUAAUCACAUUACACUGGCCAUCUUCCAUGCACUGGAGCAGUGCACCACCUCUGCAAGAUCAAGGAGCCUCAAAGCAGCACAUCUUAUUUAUCACCUUGGAAGAAUCUGUAAAUCAGAGCUGCUUAAACAUAUCAUACAGAUCUUACAAAUCAAAUACUGUAAGUUUUAUUUAUAAUAAUGAUUUUACAGACCACUACAAUAUGUUUUGUAUAUCACUUUAAAAUUGUAUUUUACUUUUUAGAGAUUAAAAAGAAAAUUACUGUGGGAACAUAUGACAGAAUGAUUGUGCCUUUGGAAGUUGUAGAAUGCGGAUGUUUUUCAUUUGAAAUCUAUAAAUAAAUUUCUAAUAUCACACUGUCAUGUAACUUUCAUUAUUCACCUAUGGUCAGGUGGUAGUCAAUGUGAAAAUGAUUUUGAGAAGUUCCCUCCACUGAGGAAAUGCACACAACUGCACCAAAAGGGACAAAAGGUUGUGGGCUCAAACAAAGGUGGACUUCAGUUUCCAUGGACCAAACGCAAGACAAUCUAGAUGUACACCCUGAAUACCUCUCAUACAGUUUCAGCUGUCAAGAGAUAUACCCACAACCUGAUUAAAUGGCUUAUGCGUACAGCGACGUUGAAACUGUCUCAUGUAAACACAGCCCGUGAGUCUCUUUGCCAGGUACAGUAGCAGAGGAUGCAGACUCUGGGGGGGGUGACAAGCUGGGAAGGUUGAAGAACCAAGAGAUGAGCAGUGAACGUACAGCAAAAAAAAAAAAAAA